UUUGCAGCCAAACGUCAAAGCCAAAGGACUAGACUUCGAAAAACACAACCGGCUGUUGCUGCAGCCUGAUCUCACCUACAGUGCCGUCGGUGCAUCUCCGCUCGGCCGCACUCGGACUAAAACCGGUGACAUGUUCGCCUCUUUUUCCCAGUCAACGCGGUGACGGCUGAACUCGACACGUAAGUUGCCGGUGUCUUCGAUGAAGGAGCAUUUUGCUCAUUUUGCCAGCAUCACCGAAUUUGGCAACCGUCGGAUUGAGUUGACCCAUUUCACGCCUUGCCAGGCUGUGUUCCAGUGGGAGCCUCUGAUCCACUGCCUGACUGCUAAUCCAUCUCCCGGUUGAUAACUCAUGACCUCCGAUCUCUGUGUCCGGAUGUGUCGGUGAUAUGGGAGAGUGGUGGACAGGUGUGCCAACAGAGACAUCUAUAGGAAACUAUGAGAUCUCCAGCAUAGCAAAUGUGACAAUGUCACCCUCGAGACAGAACAACCUUGUGUCAAUGUACUCUUCUUUGCCCCUGUCCAAAAGCACCUACAGUGUGAUAAGUGCCUUUUGCACAGAGGAUAAUAUUCCUCAGUGCAUUUUAUACAUCAACCAGGAGCUUGCCUCACUGGGCCUGUCUUCCACAUGUAUCGAGGCCAGCUCCGCAGGGGCAGCCGGCCUGAGCACAGUGCCAGCUCUGAAUGCCAUGUAUGAGCUGCUGCAGAUUCACAGACGAAAUAUGUGCACUUUAGAGGAGCUGGAGAAAGAACAGCUGAAGAAGUCCAGCACCUUGGAGCACAUGCAAACGAGCAAUUCCAGACUCAAGGAUCAGUUGGAACUGUCCAUAAGGGAGAAGUCAGGUCUACAUGAGACGGAGAGACAGCUACAACUCAAAAUCAAGACUUUGCAGAGCUGCUUGAAAACUGAAAAAGAUGAGGUUCAGAAGCUCCAAAGUAUCAUUGCCAGCCGUGCCUCUCAGUACAGUCACGAUGCCAAGAGAAAAGAGAGAGAAGCUGCAAAGCUCAAGGAACGCCUCAGCCAUUUACUGGUCGACAGAAAGGAUAAGAAACUAGCUAUUGAUGUACUGAACUGUUUGGGACGGUCAGAUGGAAAAAGGAGCCACUGGAAGACUGCAAAAGCGACAGCCAGCCACGAGGGUGAGAUGUACAAGUCCUUGCUCAGUGACUACGAGGCAAGUCAGAGGUCCUUGAUGCUAGAGAAUGCUGAGCUUAAGAAAGUCCUCCAGCAGAUGAAGAAGGAGAUGAUACAUAUCCUGAGUCCACGCCAGUCUGCUUCUAGAGGAGCCACUGCUGAUGACAGCCAGGAGCAGGUAUUACAUGCUAAUUCAGAUGGGGAGGACAAGGCGGGGGACUGUAGCAGGGAAACACUGGACCAAUCCUGUGAGCAUGCUAGGGAGCAGCUCACCAACAGCAUCCGCCAGCAGUGGCGGAAACUGAGGAGCCACAUGGAGAAGUUAGAUAGCCAAGCAUCUCAAGUGCAAAAUCAGCUGGAGUCCAAUAAAGAAGUGAUACCAAGGGAGACCCACGAGGAUGAGAUGGAAAGGAUGAGGUGUGAAGUCCAGCAGUGCAAAGAGUUCAUUCAUGCACAACAACAACUCCUCCAGCAACAACUCAACACAUCAUUUGACGAUGAGACUGCAGCUCUUCUUAAUGACUGCUACACACUGGAGGAGAAAGAGCGUCUCAAAGAAGAAUGGAGACUAUUUGAGGAACAGAAGAGAAACUUUGAGAGGGAGAGAAAGAACUUCACAGAGGCCGCUAUACGCCUGGGGCGAGAGAAAAAGGCUUUUGAGGAGGACCGUGCUUCUUGGCUCAAGAAUCAGUUUUUGAACAUGACUCCCUUUACAGACCGUAGAAGAUGUUCCUCAUCUGAUGGUCAAAGUGCCUUAUCGAUCAGAAGUGAGCCAGAGAUGAGAAUGUCUUCCACGAAAGCUGAACUGACCAAAUCAUCAGCCUACGCUACAUUCUCCACUCCUAAACCAACAAAAAGUGCUGCUGUGCCAUCCACAACCGAACUUUACCGGACACUCCGCCUAAUACCAGACUGCAGUUCCUCCAGAUAUUCAAAUCGUGGACGCUGGCAAGAGUCCAGCACAAUCGAAGAUGGAGAUACUCAUGCAAAGUCAAAAAACAGAGUUCGAUGUGGAGACCUGAGUAUCUUCUCUCUGGGUGAAGAUGAGAACAGCCUCACUUAAGGAACCACCGGUGCCUUUUUUUAAAAAUAAAAAAAAAAUAAAAAAGUGAGUCCACAGUGGUUUUAAGCAUCAGUCCAGUCAAUUCCAUCAUCAUGUAUGAAAACUUAAUUUUUUGCAACAUUGUUUUUCUGUGUUGCUUUGUUAUGGACAUGCAUUUACUGUUAAUUCACCAAAGCUGAUCAAACAAAAAAGCACUUUAAUUAAUCUGCCAUUGUUCAUUUCUUUUCUUUACAAACAACUCAACACCGACAAUUCAGAUUUUAAGAUAUAUUCAGGGGGAGGGUAUCUACUAAGUAGAGAUUUGAACAUUUAGAAUUAGUAAUCUCUUCUACAUAUUGAUUAUAUGGAAUGCUUAAAUUUUGGUUUAAAAUUAUAUUUAAUGUUUACAUAUUGUAGAUGUAUAAAUUAUGAGUUUUAAUUGAAGCAUAUAUUGACAUUAGAAUGGUAAUGAUCUGCCCUGCUGCUGUAACUGUACAAUA
This is a messenger RNA of Xiphias gladius (swordfish), 2674 nucleotides long. It is a transcript of the gene ssx2ipa, whose product is annotated as synovial sarcoma, X breakpoint 2 interacting protein a. The transcript has 14 exons. The record is from RefSeq and is a predicted model, not a curated record. Bases 387 to 2195 code for a protein of 602 amino acids. NCBI's taxonomy places the organism in Eukaryota, Metazoa, Chordata, Actinopteri, Istiophoriformes, Xiphiidae.